Messenger RNA from Falco peregrinus (peregrine falcon), 2530 nucleotides. Its product is annotated as disintegrin and metalloproteinase domain-containing protein 2-like. The record is from RefSeq and is a predicted model, not a curated record. Gene Ontology annotation, cellular component: plasma membrane. Gene Ontology annotation, biological process: binding of sperm to zona pellucida; proteolysis; cell adhesion. The coding region runs from base 177 to 2513 and encodes 778 amino acids. Gene Ontology annotation, molecular function: metalloendopeptidase activity. NCBI's taxonomy places the organism in Eukaryota, Metazoa, Chordata, Aves, Falconiformes, Falconidae. The transcript has 18 exons.
GCAGAUGUGUUAGCAGCUGUAACGGAGGCACCAUACCACUGCUGCCAGCGCAGCAAAGGCUGUGCCGGCUCCUUGAGGCACUGAGCUCAUGCGCUGGCCUCAGCGUUUGUAGUUGCCCUCGGAGCAUGCUUUUCCGGAGUCAGUGUUCCUAAUUCUCCCUUUCUCUGCUCUUCUGUAUGCGCAAGGACAUGGUGUCCUACAUCCUCAGGAUAGAGGGCAGACCAUACACCAUUCACCUGCAGCAGCAUGUCUUUUUACCUGGUGAUUUCAGGAUUUACACAUACAAUGAGAAGGGAUCUUUGCGCUCUGAUUCAACCCAUGUCAAGGGAGGCUGCCACUACCAGGGGUACAUUGAUGGCUUCCCCACCUCAGCAGUGACCCUCAGCACCUGCUCAGGGCUCAGGGGCUUGCUGCAGUUUGAGAACAUCAGCUACGGGAUUGAGCCCCUGGGUUAUUCUCCUGCGUUCGAGCACUUUGUGUAUCGCGUGAGUGGCGAGAAGAUGGCAGGGUCCCUCCUUUCCAGCAGCCACCCCAAGACAGGGCCAGGUGGGCUGACCGCAGAGGAGAUGUUGAACAAAGCACGUGGAGACAAUGAACCACUGUCAGCUGCAGCACUCCUUCCCAAAUACUUCAAAGUGUACGUAGUUCUGGACAAGGCUUUGUACAACUACAUGGGUUCAGACACGAAUACUGCAACACAGAAGAUAAUCCAGGUCUUCAAUUUAGUCAACAAUAUGUUUAAUCCUCUUAAUGUUACUGUUGUGCUGUCCUCCCUGGAGCUGUGGACAGAGGAGAAUAAAAUAUCGACAGCAGGGGAAGCAGAUGACCUUCUACAACGAUUUUCACGGUGGCAACAGUUGUAUCUCACUCUGCAGUUGUAUGAUGUAGCUUAUCUACUAGUGUACAGGGACCGAGCAGCAUUUGUGGGCAUGACGGCUCUGGGAAAGGCGUGUCAGAGAGAUGCUGCUGGCGCAGUGGCCGUGUACCAAGCGGCUGUGACACUGGAGUCGUUCUCCAUCCUCCUGGCACAGCUGCUGGGACACAGCCUGGGCAUCGGCUACGACGACCCCCGAGAGUGCCACUGCCCUGGGCACGUCUGCCUCAUGAGCCCAGAGGCGCUACACUUCAGUGGCGCAAAAGCCUUUAGCAACUGCAGCAUCAGAGACUUUGAAACCUUCCUGAAGCACGAUGGAGGUGCGUGCCUUUUCAGUGGACCUCACUUGACUGGACUGUCGUACCGGAGAGCGGCCGUCUGCGGCAACGGCGUUGUGGAGCCUGGCGAGCAGUGCGACUGCGGGGCAGCGAAGGCAUGCUUGAAGGAUAAAUGCUGUACUAAAACAUGUCGGUUUAAGCCGGGAGUGCAAUGUACCUCUGGAUUAUGUUGUCAUGAAUGUCAGUUCAAGCAGAAGAACUCACAAUGCCGCCCUGCCGCCGAUGCGCAGUGUGACCUGGCCGAGUUCUGCAAUGGGUCCUCUGCGUCCUGCCCCCCCAACCUGUACGUGCAGGAUGGGCAUGACUGUGAGCAUGGCACCGGCUACUGCUACAAGGGACGCUGCCAGUCUCCGGACCUGCAGUGCCAGCAGCUCUACGGGAGAGGUUCAAAAAAUGCUCCUAUAGCUUGUUACGAGGAACUCAAUAGUCAGCGGGACAGAUUCGGACACUGUGGGUUCCAGCCCAGACAAGGCUAUAAGCCCUGCGCUUGGAGGGAUCUCAGAUGUGGAAAGUUAAUCUGCACGUACCCGUACAGCAUGCCAUUUCCAUCAGAUGAUGCUGCUGUUCUUUACGUCCAAGUGCGUGAGCACUUAUGUGUGUCUUUGGAUUAUCUGAAGGUAUCAGCAAGGCUGGAUCCUCUUCUGGUUCCGCCAGGUACAAAGUGUGGUUCUGGAAAGGUGUGUAUAAACAACACUUGUCACCCGCUUUCAGUCCUGGGAUAUGACUGUGACAGCGCAGUGCAGUGCCACGGCCACGGCGUGUGCAACAACAGGGGGCAUUGCCACUGCCACGCCGGCUGGAAGCCCCCCGACUGCCUAGAGAAGGGGUCCCGCUUUGGGGGAAGCGUUCACAGCAGGCUCCAGGUGGUGGACCGUGGCCUCUCCCCUCAGUGGCUGCUGGAGAACCCGCUGGUGCUGGGCAUCUGCCUCCUCCUGCUUGUCCUCGCCACGGCCAUCUGCCUGGGCCUCCACUGGCAGGGCCAGCAGCCCCCUGGCACAGAGGGCCCUGCAGUCGAGGAGGGCAGCAACGGCCAAGACCCGGACACGGAGCCAGACCCGGACAUGGACACGGACACGGAGCCAGACCCGGACACGGACACGGACACGGAGCCGGACCCGGACACGGAGCCAGACCCGGACACGGAGCCGGACCCGGACACGGAGCCUUACCCGGACACGGAGCCAGACCCGGACCCGGACACGGAGCCGGACCCGGACACGGAGCCAGACCCGGACACGGAGCCAGACCCGGACACAGAACCAGACCCAGAUCCGGACCCAGGGCUGCACCGCGGGUGCUAAUAAAGCCGUUGGGCGCA